Piliocolobus tephrosceles (Ugandan red Colobus) is the source of this 1129-nucleotide messenger RNA. RefSeq names its product RNA-binding protein 10. Gene Ontology annotation, cellular component: nucleus. Gene Ontology annotation, molecular function: RNA binding. The transcript has 7 exons. The record is from RefSeq and is a predicted model, not a curated record. Lineage: Eukaryota; Metazoa; Chordata; Mammalia; Primates; Cercopithecidae. Gene Ontology annotation, biological process: mRNA splicing, via spliceosome. The coding region runs from base 85 to 915 and encodes 276 amino acids.
GGUCAGCAGAUAGAGUUAGUAGCCCCAGGAGCAUAAGCACUCUGGGAACCUCACUUCCACUCUCACCCCCAGAUUGCCAAGGACAUGGAACGCUGGGCCCGCAGUCUCAACAAACAAAAAGAAAACUUCAAAAAUAGUUUCCAGCCUAUCAGCUCCCUGCGAGAUGACGAGAGGCGGGAGUCGGCCACUGCAGAUGCUGGCUAUGCCAUCCUCGAGAAGAAGGGAGCACUAGCCGAGAGACAGCACACCAGCAUGGAUCUCCCGAAAUUGGCCAGUGACGACCGCCCGAGCCCUCCGCGAGGGCUGGUGGCAGCCUACAGCGGGGAGAGUGACAGUGAGGAGGAGCAGGAGCGUGGGGGCCCCGAGCGGGAGGAGAAGCUCACCGACUGGCAGAAGCUGGCCUGUCUGCUCUGCCGACGCCAGUUCCCCAGCAAAGAGGCGCUCAUCCGGCACCAGCAGCUCUCAGGGCUCCACAAGCAAAACCUUGAGAUUCACCGGCGAGCCCACUUGUCAGAAAACGAGCUAGAAGCACUAGAGAAGAAUGACAUGGAGCAAAUGAAGUACCGGGACCGUGCAGCUGAACGCAGAGAGAAGUAUGGCAUCCCCGAGCCGCCAGAGCCCAAGAGGAGGAAGUACGGCGGCAUAUCCACAGCCUCCGUAGACUUCGAGCAGCCUACUCGGGACGGGCUGGGCAGUGACAACAUUGGCAGUCGCAUGCUCCAGGCCAUGGGCUGGAAAGAGGGCAGCGGCCUGGGCCGCAAGAAGCAGGGCAUUGUAACGCCCAUCGAGGCCCAAACACGGGUGCGGGGCUCCGGCCUGGGUGCACGGGGCAGCUCCUACGGGGUCACCUCAACCGAGUCCUACAAGGAGACACUGCACAAGACAAUGGUGACCCGCUUCAACGAGGCCCAGUGAGCAGCUUCAAGAGCAACUUCUCCACAUGUCGGGUGUCCAUCCUGGGGCAGGGAAGGACAGAGUGUUGGAUGGCUGGGACGGAGCCUUGCUCUUGUCGGCCAGCCCACUCCCCAGCCAGAGAGGGCUUGACCAAAUCAAACUGAGGUGGUGACUUUUGUUGGAAAAUUGGGCUGGGAUCAUGUCCUUUUUUGUAAUAAAAGCUGAAAAGCCUGCA